Molecule: messenger RNA, 664 nt
Organism: Xenopus tropicalis (tropical clawed frog)
Lineage: Eukaryota; Metazoa; Chordata; Amphibia; Anura; Pipidae
Product: phosphorylase b kinase regulatory subunit alpha, skeletal muscle isoform
Exons: 2
Coding region: 126-368 (80 amino acids)
Biological process (GO): glycogen metabolic process
Cellular component (GO): plasma membrane
Molecular function (GO): calmodulin binding
Source: RefSeq, a predicted model, not a curated record
UUUUACAACAAUUUUUGUGUUAUCAAUGCUGCUGGUCACAUGACAAGUUUAUCAGCAACACUCCCCUGAUCUUUAUUAUCAGUGUUUUAUACUUUACUGCUGAUAAAUGUCCCUCUCCUUCUUUGAUGCAGAUGACACCGGGUGAGCUGAAGUUUUCUGCCCAUGUGGAAUCUGUUUUGAAUCGUGUGCCUCAGCCAGAGUACCGCCAGCUCCUAGUGGAAGCUAUUUUGGUGCUGACCAUGCUUGCUGAUGUAGAUAUCCAGAGUGUUGGGGGUAUCAUCCACGUGGAAAAGAUUGUGCAUAUUGCAAAUGAACUGUUCUGUCAGGAGCAGGUACCAUACCAGAUGACAGCGAGAAACCGGAAAUAAGAAGCCUAGCCGAAACUGAACUAAGCUCUCUCUGUACCCGAGGGUGUAUUCCAUCUGCUGCCUUGUUAACACAAAGUUUGAGUAACCCUUUAUGGACCAUAUCCUGUGUCAACUACUGACUAGACUGAGAUGAGCCAUCUGUGCCCCUAUUGGGCAGGUCUUGAAACUCUUGACUCCUCAGUAGUAUACACUGAAGAUAAGAAUUAGCACAUCUGCCUUUGCUGUAUUCUUUCUAACUCCAUUAUUUCCAUUAUUUAAUAAAGCUACACUCAGAACCCAAAUCUUUUUAAUAUUAA